This is a messenger RNA of Callorhinus ursinus (northern fur seal), 2173 nucleotides long. The record is from RefSeq and is a predicted model, not a curated record. NCBI's taxonomy places the organism in Eukaryota, Metazoa, Chordata, Mammalia, Carnivora, Otariidae.
UGGGCCUUGGGGGCUCCGCGCCUGGAUGUGAUGUUGACAUUUUAUGUUGCUUUAACCGCCUUUACUUUCUGAGCUAGGGGCUGUCUCCAUCCAUAGCAAAAGUGUAACUUUGUUGUAGAUGAGCGUAAGCCUCACCCUGGAGAGCGCUAAACAUGUUCUUUUGUAAGUGCGUUUGGCAAGAGAAGAUCCACUGGAAGGCUGCACCCCAGCCCGCACCCCACCCCGCUCUGGCCGCGACCAACCAACGCAGCCGAGCCACUCCUGUUGCUGGAGUGGACAGACAGCCUUGGCCGAGUUGCAAAACAUCUCUGAGCCUCAGUGUUCCCGCCUCUGAAGUGGGGGUAACUACACCCACCUCGGCUGAUGAUUCCAGGGGUAGGCCCUCCGGUGCUGCCGACCACAGAGGGGUGUUCGUGCUGUGGCCCUGGCUGUGGUAUAGUGAUUUCUGAGUCAGCUCCUGAGAACAGGACUUAACCUGGCUCACCCCCCACCCCCAUCCAUGACCUGGAUUCUGAGGUCGGGAAAUGUGCUCCCGCUCCGCAUUGUGGGGCCUGUGUAUCAAGUGCAGAGAUAAGCUCUCCGUCAACAAAGAACACUUUCACAUUAAGAGGUUCUGGACUACGGGGCGCCAAGGGCAGCUGGGCCUGAGCCCCCAGGUCCCAAAGGUGGGGACAUGGUCACCAAGGAGCCUAUCAGCUGCUCUCCUGUCACUGCUUUGUUAACUCAACGACCACUGUCCUCACAAGGGGCUACCGGCAGAAAUUAGGGGUCCCUCAGAGUCCAAGGCUCAGUGCUUUUAACACCCACUGUGGCACUGUCAGCCCCUGAGGGGAGCUGGGUGAUGGGAAUAGGUGGGGAGCCCCUCUGGCAUCGGCCACUGUUUGCCACCAGGACAGUGGGGAGAUCUGGGAAAGUGCUUCGUGCCCCACUGCCCAGACAUCGUGCAGACAUAAUGCAACCAGAGGCUUAGCCUCUACUUGUCUGAGAUCUCGGGGACCCUCUCCCCCCCAUGCAGCUGGCUGUCUCUGUGGCUCUUUGCCCACCGAUACCCUCCCCUGAAGAGGCAUGGACACCCGGCCCUGCCCCAUCCCGGAAUUCCAAAGGCCACAGAAAGCUACUUGGCUCCCUGCCUCCGGCGUCCAGCCUUGGGCCUUCCCCCAGAGAGCCUCCGCGGGCUGUCCUGAGGGCUGGGGCAAGAGAGCUGGGAGCUCUGGCUUGGCUCGCCCACCUUUCACUGGGCCCUGUCCUUGCAGGUGCGGCUUCAGGUCCAGAGCCUGGAGAAGCCUCAGUACCGAGGGACCUUGCACUGCUUCCAGUCAAUCAUCAAGCAGGAGAGCGUGCUGGGCCUGUACAAGGGCCUGGGCUCGCCCCUCAUGGGGCUCACCUUCAUCAACGCGCUGGUGUUCGGCGUGCAGGGCAACACCCUGCGGGCGCUGGGCCGCGACACGCCGCUGAACCAGUUCCUGGCCGGCGCGGCGGCGGGCGCCAUCCAGUGCGUCAUCUGCUGCCCCAUGGAGCUGGCCAAGACGCGGCUGCAGCUGCAGGACGCGGGGCCGGCGCGCACCUACCGCGGCUCGCUGGACUGCCUGGUGCAGAUCUACCGGCGCGAGGGCCUGCGCGGCGUCAACCGGGGCAUGGCGUCCACGCUGCUGCGCGAGACGCCCAGCUUCGGCGUCUACUUCCUCUCCUACGACGUGCUGACGCGCGCGCUCGGCUGCGAGCCCGGCGACCGGCUGCUGGUGCCCAAGCUGCUGCUGGCGGGCGGCACGUCGGGCACCCUCUCCUGGCUGUCCACCUACCCCGUGGACGUGGUCAAGUCGCGGCUGCAGGCCGACGGGCUGCGGGGCGCCCCGCGCUACGGCGGCUUCGUGGACUGCGUGCGCCAGAGCUACCGCGCCGAGGGCUGGCGCGUGUUCACGCGCGGGCUGGCCUCCACGCUGCUGCGCGCCUUCCCCGUCAACGCCGCCACCUUUGCCACCGUCACCGUGGUGCUCACGUACGCGCGCGGCCCCGAGGCCCGGCCCGACGGCGAGGCCGUGCCCGCCGCCGCGUCGGGGCCCGGCCUGGCCCAGCCCUCCAGCCUGUGAGGCCGGCGCCCGGGCGCCGCGGGCUCCGGACGCCAGCGGGCCUGGGCUGCCUUCCACGCACCGGCUGGUGGGGGGGGGGCGUGGGG